UAACAAAGUUAAAAAUAGAAUUUGUUCGACAUGAAAAUUGCACAAGCAGGUGGAAACACUGUAUUGUAUUUAUUUAUAUAAAGCAGAUUGACUGUACGUCAGUUAUAAAUCUAUAAGAAACGAGGGAAGAAGCUUGUCAGAAUUAUAAAAUGGAUUCACCAGCUCCUUGUAUAGUCAUGCCACAAGAAACUAAACCAGUUAAUGCCUGGUCAAUGCCCAAAUCACCCUGGGGACAACAGAAGAAAGUUGAGACCUGUUCUCUUAAUGAUGUCAUGAGUGAAGAACUCGCCUCACACCUACAGAAGCAACAGGAAAGUAAAUUAGCUAAAAGACUGGAAAAAAUAGCUCCAGCUGAACCACAGAUUAUCCAGCCUGAAACCUUGCCAUGUGAAACAGAAGAAGAUAUUAAUGCUAUAUUAGCGAUAGCUGGUGAAACACCAGAAACGUGUGAUGAUAUGAAAAUAGCUCAGAUGUUACAACUACAGUUUGACAGAGAACAUAAUACAAUGUUAGAAAAAGAAGCCCAAAAGUUUAACAGUCAGAGUAAAGUUUCGAUAUCACUUGAGAACUUUAAAGUAUCCCAUAUUCCUAAAGAAGAAGAAGAUGAGGAGGAGGAGGAGGAUAGUGAUGAUGCUCUACCAGAAGUUGUAGAACACAAGUCACAAUGGCGUAAAUAUCAGUUUAAUAAAGGUGGAUUAACAGGACAUGGAAAGGAUGUCAUGUCUAAACAUGAUGCUGUAUUAUGUGGACGUAAAAACGCAGAGAAAAUCAUGCAGUUUCCCCCUGAUUUUUUAUCUGGAGAUGCUGAGAAAAUGGAUUUAAGAUUACCCAAUCAUGUAUUUAAUAAACUACGGCAUUAUUCACGAACCGGCAAUAAACAAUUCAACAGACUUCAUGAAAAACAAGAAAAUGCUACAGCGGAACAUGCCGUUGAUCCACGUACAAGAAUAUUAUUAUUUAAACUAGUAAAUGCUGAGGUAUUAGAAAGUAUAACAGGGGCUAUAAGUGGUGGGAAAGAGGCUGCUGUAUUUCAUGCUUAUGGUGGAAAAUUAGAAGAAGCAGACAUGCCAUCAGAAUGUGCCAUUAAGAUUUUUAAAACAACUUUAAAUGAAUUUAAAAAUCGUCAAGAUUAUAUUAAAGGUGACCACCGAUUCUCCAAAGAUGAUUUUAAAAAACAAAAUCCUAGAAAGACGAUACGAAUUUGGGCAGAAAAAGAAACAGCUAACCUGAACAGAAUGAGAAAGUUUGAUAUGCCGAGCCCAAGAGUCGUAGCAUUAAAGAAACAUGUAUUAGUUAUGACGUUUAUAGGAGAGAAUGGUCAACCAGCACCUAAAUUAAAAGAUGUCCGUUUUAAUACAGAAGAUUUACAAGAUGCCUACGAACAGACUAUUACAAUUAUGAAGAAGUUUCAAGAUGAAUGUUGUUUAGUUCAUGCCGAUUUAUCCGAGUUUAAUCUACUGUGGCAUGAUGGGAAGGUGUGGGUUAUAGAUGUCAGUCAAGCAGUAGAUUUAACACAUCCUAAAGCUUUUGAAUUUUUAUUCAGAGAUUGUCAAAAUAUAUGUAAGUUUUUUGAUAAAUCUGGAGUAGUUAAUGUUUUACAACCUGAAGAAUUAUUCAAUGAAAUAACAGCCUGGGAUGUCAAAGGUCAUGGUGUAGAUUUCUUGUCACAGAUGAGACGUUAUGAAAAGGAGUCCAGUGAAGCUAAUUUAGCGUUAGAAAACAGAUACCACAAAAAACAAUACGCUUUUGAUUUUUACUGGGAUUUAUCACAGAAACAGAGAGAAAAGGCUCUUGGUGCUGUUCAAUUAUCAGACUCAGAUCAAGAGGAAGAUGAUGAGUCCUGAAUCCAGCUCAAUAAAUCCGUUUGAAACUUAAUACACCCUCAUAUUGGUGUAUUAUAUAAGUUGAUAACAUGGAUGAGAGUACAGCUAGUCGGUGGAUUCCGGGGGUGUGGGAGACUCAGGGGUGAAGUGUUUAUAGAAUCAUGUAUAAUUCAUUUUAAUAAUAUUCUUAAUCUCACAUGUACAUGUAAUUAAAAACUAUGCCAUGAUCUUAUAAAUGAUCACAAAGUCUUUAAUUUGGAAAAUGAAAUGAAAUGGGGUUUAAUGUCCCGCUGUUCUAAUGAAGACGGGCAUACGGCGUACAGUGUGCUAUGAGGGAAAUUUUGCCCGGACAGCGGCAGUACAACCUAAUCAUAUUUUGAAUUCCAACUGCCAAGGAAUCUUUAACGUGCACAGCAAUAUGUACACAGGACUGUUUUUUUCGUCCCAUCCGAACAACUAUACGUUUUCCCUUGCCAAGCCCUCUGUCCUGCACCACUGACAAGAGAGCAUCACGCCGGAAAAUCUUGAUCUUGUAUGUGAACGGUAAUAUAUACAUGGGACCUUUGUUUUUGGGACCAUCUGAACGACUAUACUUUUUCACAUGCCAGGUCCUCUGUCCUGCACCACUGACAAGGGGGCACCACGCCGGAAAAUCUUGAUGAACUCUAUGAUAAGAUUUAGUGUGAAGGGUCCCCACCCUCUUUGUUUACACUUGUCUUGAUUAAGGAAAUAAACACUUCCUGUUUCGAAUUUAGAGGGGUGUUAUUGUCAUGUCCUGUGAUCAUUAUGAGCCAAGACGAUAUUAGUUUGUGUAAAUCAUUCUGAAAUUAGAGGGGUAGUAUUGUCUAAUAAACGACAAGUUUCACCCAAAUCAGAAUCAAGGAAAUUUUUCAGAUUUGUGCUACAAUUUCAAUAAUACUGUUUUCUUAUCCCCCUAAAGAACCCCUCUUUGUUAUCUUAUCCACCCUGACAGAACCCCAGAUCCUCGCUUGUUAUGGUUUGAAGGUAUAAAACACAAAAGCUAAACAGUUUAUGGUAUGCAGAGUUUAAGACACACAAAGCUAAAUAAUUUAUGACUGAUAGAAUUGUUAAUAAUAAAAAGAUGAAGUGAAUUAUACCACUGUGAUAUAUUGUGUAAUAUAAAAAGAUAAUAAAAAAAAAGAGGAAAACAUUGA
Messenger RNA from Patella vulgata (common limpet), 2998 nucleotides. Its product is annotated as serine/threonine-protein kinase RIO3. Gene Ontology annotation, molecular function: protein serine/threonine kinase activity; ATP binding. Gene Ontology annotation, cellular component: cytosol; preribosome, small subunit precursor. Lineage: Eukaryota; Metazoa; Mollusca; Gastropoda; Patellidae. Gene Ontology annotation, biological process: protein phosphorylation; maturation of SSU-rRNA. The record is from RefSeq and is a predicted model, not a curated record. The transcript has 12 exons. The coding region runs from base 150 to 1844 and encodes 564 amino acids.